Messenger RNA from Rhizoctonia solani, 4248 nucleotides. RefSeq names its product Rho-GTPase-activating protein. Gene Ontology annotation, biological process: signal transduction; regulation of GTPase activity. The record is from RefSeq and is a predicted model, not a curated record. NCBI's taxonomy places the organism in Eukaryota, Fungi, Basidiomycota, Agaricomycetes, Cantharellales, Ceratobasidiaceae. The transcript is spliced from 13 exons. Bases 1 to 4248 code for a protein of 1415 amino acids. Gene Ontology annotation, cellular component: cytoplasm.
AUGCCAGAAGGACAACCACAGUAUCCACCGCGCACCAUGUCACUGCCCAAGGGCACACCGCCUGGCUCGCCUGGGCCUGGCCGUUCCCCCUCGCCCACCGACUGGGGAGACGACAUUCCUGUCGUUUCUAUCGCCCCUGGGAGCCUGGGAGACGACCUCGUACCCACUGGCUUUGACGAGGCGGUGUUGAGGAGUCUAUGUGAGCUCGAUUGUGGUGUUCCAUUGCUCCUCGACCGAAUAAAACAAUCCAUGGUCUCGUGUCGGGAGGCAUCCAUCUUCUUCCGCAAACGCGCCGCACUCGAGGACGAGUUCGGGCGAGGACUGUUCAAGCUGGCGCGGACAACGACCGAGGUGUACGCGAUGAACGAUGGCAAGGCAGGCAGCUUUGUCAGCGCAUGGGCGAGCACGAUGAAGAUACACGAGAUCAUGGGCGAGUCCAGGGUGCGGUUUGCGCAGCGAUUGGCAGAAAUGAGCGACGAACUUGCGAGCCUGGCGAAAGAAGUCGAACGGAACCGGAAGAACGCCAAGGACCUCGGUGCGCGCUAUGAACGGGCGCUUCAGGAUGCGGAGACAGCGAUGGAAAAGGCCAAGGCAAGGGUUUCCGCGGUCACCGAGGAACUCGAGCGCGUUCUCGUCGCCAAAGAGGGCGAAACUAUGAGGGAUGCAGGCUUGCGAGGCGCCGAUGGAAGGGUCAUUGGCACUGGCGGGGCAGGCAAGGGUGCCCUGGGAAAAGCAGUCGCCAAAGGAGGUGCUCUGCUCAAAGGAAAGCCAGCGAGCUUGCAGAAGCAGGAAGAGGACAUUCGUGCCAGAUUGAGUAUGGCUUCCGACGGCUACCGCCAGUCCAUGCUCGAGACUCAAAAGAUCCGUCAAGAAUACUUCAACUUUCAGCUCCCCCGUAUCCUUCGUUCUCUCAAAGAAUGUGCGGACGAAAUCGACCUCGGCACGCAGUAUCAUCUCUCUAGAUACGCGUUUUUGCUCGAGAGCCCCGGGAUCAAGCUCACCAUCGAAAGCAUCGAUAAUCGCACCGACUUCAAGCUGUACAUGCAAAACUAUGCCGUCGCGCAUGGUGCACCCAAAGGGCCAAGGAGAGAAGGUCCUGCCGAAGACGGUUUCCUACCUCCCCUUCCAACACUCGACACUGUUCAAUCCCACCUAUCCACAUCCUCAUCAGUACACCCAUCCUCGUCUGUAUCUACAUCCACAUCCUCAGCACCCUCGGGCACGCCCACAUACCCACACGCCCAAGCCUACGGCCCCACUCAAGCAUUCCCACCACUCCAGCCUCAACCUCCUCCGGCACACACCCCCUCAUUUGGGAUCCCACUUGCUCAUUUGGUUGUCAGAGAUGGGACAGAGUGUCCAAAGGUCUUGACCAAGUGCGCCGAGACGAUUGAGAGACAUGGGUUGGAUAGCGUCGGGAUCUAUCGCCUGAGUGGGACGACGAGUCGGGUUAGGGAACUGAGAGCCGUGUUGGAUAAAGACCUCGAAACCGUGGAUUUGGACUCGAACGAAUGGUCAGGAGAUAUCAACAAUAUAACAUCAGUCCUCAAGAUGUGGUUCCGCGAGUUGCCAGAACCACUGAUGACUUGGGAGUUGUAUAGCUCAUUUGUUGAGGCUGCGCAGAUCGAAGGAGAGCGGCUGCGGAGUAUCCGACUGCACGAACACGUGAAUGCGCUCCCGGACGCGAACUAUUCGACGCUCAAGUAUCUGAUGGGACACCUGUACCGGAUAUCCGAGCGCGAACACGUGAACCAGAUGAGCCGGUCGAAUUUGGCGAUUGUGUUUGGGCCGACGCUGCUGGGUGCGCGGCGGGAAGACGGAGAGCUGGGAGCGUCUGUGCAGGACACGAGCUGGCAGUGCAAGGCGAUAGAAACGAUCUUGGACAAGUAUGUAGACAUCUUUGUCGAUCAGCAGAGGCGGCUGUUGAAGGGUUGGAUCACGACGACCGCGCAACGCACGAUGGCAUUACCGACGCGCCGCAGUGGAGAGCAGCGAGGGGACGAAGAGGGGUACUGGGAUGCGAUUGGGGACGAGGACGAGGGACCGCACCUGUUCUGGGUUCCGGCGCAUUUGCACCCAGAGAUUGCGCCGAGCGAGUUUCGUGCGUUUUUGAAGGAGCAUGCCCGGGCUGCCAGCGACGAGGGCAGCGGCAGCAAUGAAGGCAGCAGCCAGGAGGCAUCGAGCGAGGAGAGCGCCGAGGACAAGCCGCUGCCGUUCCCCGGACCGGCCCGGGCGCUGUCGACGGGCGUGACGCGCAAAAAGAGCAUGCUGAGCCGCCAGUACCGAGGCACACGACGACGACGACGAGCCCCAGCCGGUCAGACGCAGUCGCACCAGCAUAUACGGAGGUCCCCAGCUCACGAUCAACGACCUCCAGAAGAUCGACGAGCUCGCGCAGGAUGCCGAUCCCGCCAAGCUGCGCGCUGUCCUCCGCCGCAGUCUCUCGCUCAAUGUCGCCCCCUCGUUCCUCGACAAGGCCGACGCGUUGCCGGACAAUACCGACGAGGCAGACUCGCCCAUUAUCGUCCCCCGGCCGGGCCAGAUCCUGCGUCGUGCGGCCCGCACCAAGAUCCGCAAGCCGAAUCUGCCCGGCGAUGGGGGCGGACACCGCUUUGCAUCCACCCGUCGCGCCCAUCGCAGCAGCCAGUCGGGCUCUGCCAGCGCUACGUCCCCUCCACCCGACGACCACCGCUCCGAGUCCGACCACACCACCGAGUCCGAGCACCAUGUCCCCCUGCCGCACCCGCCCUUGCCCCCGACGACGACUGGCACUCGGACCGCCCCAUGAGCUACACGGACGAGAGCACUAUCUUCGAUGCCUAUGCGGACAGACGCGACAGCAUGACGUCUCUCACCUCGGACGAAGCACAUAACCAAAUAUCGGCUCUGCCGCUAGACUUGGCGCUUGGGAUUCCUGCCCCAGCUGUCACGCCUACCACCUCCCAGCCGAUGCUCGACCGUGCUCAAGAGGAGCCAGCCAGCCAGCUCGACUCGGAGCCUCUCGAGUCUGGGCACGCACACGAGCACGAGCGCGAACUUGAGGCUGCACCAGAACCAGAGCUGCACCAUCCCGCUCCCCAGCGACACCUCGUCGCGAUCGAACAACCCGUGCCGGAACGCACCCCGAGUCCCGGUCGCUCCCACUCGGCUUCUGCUUCUCCCGCCAGUUCCGAUCUCCAUCUCCCGCAAUCCCAACCCCAGUCCCAGUCCCAACCCGCUCCAGCGCCCCCUCGCAAAGAGAAAAAGGGCGGUCUCUUUGGCAUGGGCAAAAAGUCGAAAAAGGACAAGGACUCGGAAAAGGAAACCGGGUUCUUUGGUUCCCUCUUUGGCGGGAGCAAGUCCAAAAAGGCCGACGACUCGAACCACGGCUUUUCCGGUGGCCAGGCAGCCGCCGCCGCCCUCCUCGGCGCCUCCAAGUCCAAAUCCCCCGCCCCGCCCAACCAGCAGCAGCCCAACCAGCCUGUGAUCCAGCCGAGCGCCAACGGCACCUAUGCCCGCUACCCGAUCCACGUCGAGCGCGCCGUGUACCGCCUGUCCCACAUCAAACUCGCCAACCCGCGACGACCGCUCUACGAACAAGUCCUCAUCUCCAAUCUCAUGUUCUGGUACCUCGGCGUCAUUAACAAGCAGCAACAGGAGGAAAAGGAGCGUGCGGCCGAACGCGAGCGCGAGGAGCGCGAGCGAAAGGACAAGGAUAGGGACAGGGAAAAGGACGGAAAGGACGGAAAGGCGGGUGCAAAGGGUAAAGCCGCCAACGCCGGUGCACGCAAGGCCGAGAUGCCUGUUCGCGGUCCGCAGUAUGAGAUGCAGAAUCGUCAGAUGACGGAAGAGUACACACAGCAGCAGCAGCAGCAGCAACGACCGGCGAGCGCGCCUCCGACCGAUAGGCAGUACCACCUUCCUGCGCGACAACAGCAGCAGCAACAACCACAACAGCAGCGAGUGCACUCGAGUGGCGAUGCCGAAUUUGGAUAUAGUCCUAAAUCGAACGGGGGCCCACAGGGGUUACCCCCAGGUGCGAUGGCUCCGCAGGUCCCGCACUCGCCCACAUCGCCCACAUCAUCCCAAACAAAUCUAAUGAAUAAUACGUACACAGGUGGAGGAGGCCCCUACCCACCCAUGAAUCGCCCCAAAUCAGCCGGUAAAGGCAGCACGGGCAGUUUAGGAUCCAGAAAUCGACGCGAAGCGUCCGAGGACGACACGCCACUGAGUCAGCUGGGCGGAUCGCUGGGGAGAAGAGGCCGAUGA